Xenia sp. Carnegie-2017 is the source of this 1218-nucleotide messenger RNA. RefSeq lists its product as uncharacterized. The transcript has 3 exons. NCBI's taxonomy places the organism in Eukaryota, Metazoa, Cnidaria, Anthozoa, Malacalcyonacea, Xeniidae. The coding region runs from base 160 to 1218 and encodes 352 amino acids. The record is from RefSeq and is a predicted model, not a curated record.
ACAGCUCCAAAAAUUUGACAUUGAGGGCGUUCAGUGUCUUUGAAAUUUGCUCCACUGACCAAGGGAAUAAAGGUGAAGAAAAUACCAAAAACCACAACUAAAGAUGAUGUCAAACACAAAUUUGGAAAUCAAAGAAUUGGUGGAGGUGAAGUCAUCAACAUGGAGUUUGACAAAAAUAACGGAAUUGCCAAACUUUUUUUUAAAAGUUCGUCAGUUGUUUCCAACUUGGUAAAGAAAGAUCAUGUCAUUAAGGAGACAUCUUUAACUGUGCUGCCUUUAUAUGAUGACUUUGAAGAAUUGGAUGAAUCGGAAAGUAAAAUAAAAGAAUUUCAUGGCGACAUCUAUGCUGACAGUGACGUCAUCAAACAUGUAUUGUUUCAUGGCGAUUUGUUACAGUUUGAUUUAAAGUCAAUGAAAUACGAUGAAGCCAAGUCGACUGUUCAUUUUACAAAGGAUGUUAAAGAUCCCAAAGAUGGAGAACAUCUUACUACAAGGUUGAAAAUAUUUGUCGAUUCAUUUGCUAAGGAAACUUUAACGAUUCCUACAUUUGUUUAUGAUCAAGUAAAGCAGGAUGUUCUUGAAAAUAGAGAUGAAUCUGAAAUCAAGGUUAAAUUUGAAAAGUCCGGCAUUGUUCUUAUCGGACGCAAAAUCGAUGUCAAAAUAAAAAAGAAAGAUAUUCAAAAACUGGUUGAUAAACUCACAGCUGCCGCCAAGAAGGAUCCCCUUGAUAUUGAGAUAAAAGAUAAAGAUAAGUUUCAUUUUUUGAUUGCCAUUGGAUAUUUCACAGACCUGUUGGUCGAGUUUCCAGAUGUGGAAAUUCCUGGUAUUGAAGGGAGUACCGGAAGUAAAUUGACUGUUCUUGGGACAGCUGAAGGCGUUAAAAACAUGAAGUUGAGAGUUUUUGAGGAUCUUGAUAAAAUACACGUUAUUAAAAUUGAGAUGAGUGAUCGUCAAAUUGAUUUCUUAAAACGCACAAAAUGUAAGAUAGCCAACGAAGCAUUAAAAAAAGACAAGAUAAUGUUGAUUCUUAAAGAGGUUGAAGGCCAUGUUGGCGCUAAAGGUUUACAGCCUCAGUUGAUGUUCUUGAAGGAGCCUGGUAACGUCGAGGAAGAACGAGUUGUUGAAAUCAUAAAAUCGAAAACGUCAGAAAAGUUAGUAAAGAUUGAUAAAGAAACUGGAAAAUUUUGGCAAAGUCCGACCAUUUAUCGACGUUUAUAA